GAUUUUUGUUUUUGGUGAAAUUAAUGAGGUCUCUUUCUUAACCAAUGUUUUUAGUAACACUUUGAUUUUGAUUGGACACGUGUUGUGUAGUAUAUGCAAGUUGUCUUGUGCUUUUUGGCCUUAUUGUAGUUUCCAAACGAAACAUUGUCAACAAUAUUUGUUGAUAUUUUGCAAUAUUAUUUUAUGAUGAUGAUAGUAAUUUCACUCUUCACUUAGCUGAAACCAGUUCAGUUCAGUUCAGUUCAACUCAACUAUGCCAAUUUUGGGUUUUUCUUCUCAUUUUCUUUUUCAUCUUCCAAAACCCAUUUCACUUCCUCCUCUUACUUGUUACAGGAAUAAAGGAGAUGUCAAUAGUUUCCAUGAACAGAGGUUAGAGGAUAAUAAAAAUGAUGACAUGUCAAAGUCAUUAUCUCAUGAUGACAAGAAUGUGAAACAUGAUAAUAUUUGGCAAUUGUUCAAAGAAGCUCAGCAGAACAUACUAUACUUAAACAAUCAACGCCUUAGUGCCAUCGAGGAACUCAACAAAACAAAGAAAGAAAAACAGUCCCUACUCGAUAAGAUAAAGAAAUUGGAAGCAGAAAAAGAUGAGACUGCUGAUAAUCUAUCAAUUUGUUCCGAAUUGCUGCUUCGAAUAGACUCGAUGGUCCUUGGCAGCGUGAUUAACCCUGCAGAGGCAUCUAACUUUAGAAGUUUGGUGUUAAGCCACAAACUGAGUGUGGCUGAUAUCUUUAAUGUCAUCUCACAUAAAAGAGAUUCUGAUCUUCUCCGAGAACUUCGUCACUUUUCAGAUCAAAGCAAAAAGAAUGGUUUUCAUGUUAUUCACAUUUGCACAGAAAUGACACCAUUGGUCUCUAGAGGAUCUGUAGCAUCAUAUGUAACCGGCAUAUCUCGCGCACUUCAAAGAAAAGGCCACCUUGCGGAGGUUAUAUUGCCCAAGUAUACAUGUUUAAACCUAGAUGAAGUGCAAGGGUUGCGUGAAGUUAAUGUGGAGGCUUACUCGUAUUUUAACGGUCAAUUACAUGGAAACAAAAUUUGGACCGGUGUUGUUUAUGGCAUUGGAAUCACUUUGAUCGAGCCAUUGGACUAUUCAUCCUUUUUCAGCCGUGAGAUGAUAUAUGGUUACCCGGAUGAUUUUGAAAGGUUCUCUUACUUUUGUCGCGCCUCACUGGAUUAUAUAGUAAAAUGUGGGAAGCAGCCUGACAUACUGCAUUUACAUAACUGGGAAACUGCCAUUGUUGGGCCCCUUUUCUGGGAUAUAUUUGUUAACAAGGGACUUGGAGGAACCAGAAUAUUACUGACAUGCCAUGACUUCAAUUCACAGGGUAUUGAGAAACCAAAUAAAUUGGCCUUAUGUGGACUUGAUCCUUCGAGUCUUCAUCGCCCUGACCGUCUCCAAGACAACACUAACACACAAUUUAUCAAUAUUUUAAAGGGUGGAGUUGUCUAUUCAAACAGGGUUGUCAUAAUGUCAUCUAUCCAUCCAAAGCACUCAAUUGUUCGUAAUUUGAGUCAUGAACUGAAACCUACUUUAAAUGAUCAUGAGGACAAGUUGACCUUAGCUCCUUAUGGAUUUGAGAAAACAACAUGGGAUCCUUCGACGGACUAUUUUCUUCCAGAAAAUUUUAAUGCUGAAAAUAUAAAUGGAAAAGCUGUUUGCAAAGUUGCAUUGCUGCAGCGGCUAGGGUUAUCUGGACAUUCUUCUAUUAUUCUUGUUGGAUGCAAUUUUCCAGAAGGAGCUGAUAUUGAUGAGAAAAAGAUGAAGGAUAUCGUUUUGAAUACUAAGCAGCAUGUCCAGUUUAUAUUUAUGGAGACCAGUGAAAGACCAACCUUGAAUCAGGCACUAGAAUCACUUCAGAAGGAACUCAAGGAUGAUGAUAAUAUUAAAUUUGUGCGUGCAUAUGAUGAAGCUCUAUUGCAUCUAUUAUUCGCAGGAUCUGACAUUAUACUGUGUCAAUCAUUUCUUGAUCCUACAGAUGAAACCCCUCUCAAAGCUUUAAGGUAUGGAGCAGCUCCAAUAGCAAUUGGCCCCGAGGCUCACACAAACAGGGUGAUAUCUUUUGAUAGGAACUUCAUACACCAUGACCAAGAGGCCACUAAGUACUCAAAGUUAAUCAACAAUACCUUUGGAAACAUGUCACUUGACCUUGCCAUUGAUGAAAUUAGGAGUAAUCCAUCAAAGUGGAAGAGAAGAAUAAUGGACGCAAUGGCACAUGAUUUAUCAUGGGAUGGUGAAUGCUAUGAAGUUCAUGUGGCAGCUUACUCAGCUAUAAAGAAUAUGUGAAGUGGUUGUCGUAAGUCAUUACCUAGCUCCGGUUGAGGCUCCAAUAUAGGGGUGUAAAGUAUACUUCCCAGCAAGAUUGGGAGAGCAUAUUAAGAAGUCCUAAUUAGCACUAAGAAACAACUCACAAGUGCAACCAGUGCUUGAAUUUGUUUGUGGCGAGUGAGUGAAUUUGUCUGUGGCGAAUGACUCUUGUUAGCAUAUUAGUUAUUCAUUCUUCAAAAGGGUUAUCCUUUUGAAAGAAAUCUCUCCAGAUUCUAGCGACUCUACAACUAUCAGCUCUACCACUGUCGGCCCUAAACCUUUUGGCUUUACAUUUACACAAUCACCUCUACUCUACACCAACCAGUCAACUCAUUAUGGUGAGUCAACACCAUCUUUUACGGUCUCUAUAACUUCUGUUGUUACUUGUGGUGUUUCUGGUCUAUAUGUUUUUGCUACUUAUGUACCACUUAUCUCUACAACAACUAUUGUAAAACAUGUCCAACACACCUUCUCCUCAACCUCAACAAUAACAAUGUAAAACAUGUCCAACACACCUUCUCCCCAUCAAACAAAUAGUGUAUAAACAAAGCCUAUUUUUUUCAGAUAUUUUUAGAAAAAAAAUAAAUAUGUUAGGGUGUUUUAGAGUGUAUCUGCACCUAAGUAGCUGAA
Molecule: messenger RNA, 2932 nt
Organism: Trifolium pratense (red clover)
Lineage: Eukaryota; Viridiplantae; Streptophyta; Magnoliopsida; Fabales; Fabaceae
Product: probable starch synthase 4, chloroplastic/amyloplastic
Exons: 20
Coding region: 254-2281 (675 amino acids)
Source: RefSeq, a predicted model, not a curated record